Dipodomys ordii (Ord's kangaroo rat) is the source of this 1275-nucleotide messenger RNA. RefSeq lists its product as uncharacterized. NCBI's taxonomy places the organism in Eukaryota, Metazoa, Chordata, Mammalia, Rodentia, Heteromyidae. The record is from RefSeq and is a predicted model, not a curated record. Gene Ontology annotation, biological process: negative regulation of transcription by RNA polymerase II. Gene Ontology annotation, molecular function: transcription corepressor activity.
AUGUGGCCUUUCCCCCUCACUCCCCAAGAGCCCGUUAUGGAUGCCCCUAAAUGCCAGGCUGUGGAAGCCAUGCGGGGGUGGAGAGAGAAAGUGCUGCACUAUGAGGACUUUAUCAGUGACGUGCUGCAGCAGGACUUGCAAAAAGUAUUGGACCAUCAAGACAAGAUAUAUGAGCAGCUGGCCACAUACCUUCAGCUGAAAAAUGUCAUUGAGUAACUCCAGGAAGCUAAUCACUCAGAGUUAUAUAUGGAGGUGGAUUUGGGCUGUAACUUCUUCAUUGACACAGUGGUUUCAGAUACUUCACGCAUCUACGUAGCCCUGGGAUAUAGGUUUUUCCUGGAGUUGACACUGGCAGAAGCACUCAAUUUCAUUGAUCUUAAGAGCUCUCUCCUCACAAAGCUCAGCAACAGCCUAACCAAGGACUCCAUGAAUAGCAAGGCUCAUGUCCAUAUGUUGUUAGAGGGGCUGAAAGAACUACAGGGCAUGCUCAUCAUUGACUACUACUUCCUAACCUCUGACAUUAAAGAGCCUGAAUGGCGCGGCCCCCCGACCCCCAGCCGCCAGGACCUCACCUGCGUGGGUAGGAGCAGUGCCAGAAGCAACAGCCCCAGCCCCAGCCUGGCCACCAUCGCUCUGCCCAUGUCCGCUCCGUCGGUGCGCGGUGCGUCCCGCUGGCUGCUGAGAGGACGGAGCACUGUCCUGGCUUGGCAGAGCCUGGGGCCCUGGCGCUGCCCCCUUGGCAACCGGACCCAGGCGCCGGCUCGGGCCAGCCCUUCCCGGCUGCGCUGCGGGGGACAGAGGCGGCACCCCGGGCCGGGGGCCAGGCUGGGGGUGUGGGAGAGAUCGGAGGCCGUCCCGGCUUCCCACCCCCGCCGCUGGCUUGGUAUUCGGAGGUGGUACGAGGCGAUGUGUGUGCUCACCCACCCGGGCAUCUCCUGCCCCUCCUCCGCCCCCUGGGUGCGGACGCGCGGGGUCCCACACUGCAAAGGGCCGGGGCUGGUGGAUUGGGACAAAGAGGAGACCGCCCACCCUGACCAGGUCCCCCUCCCCGUGGGACUCGAGUCGCAGAGCCGCCCUCCCCAGGGACUGAGCCCGGGAAAACCUCGCCGGCGGUCCCACCAAGAAUUCCUUGCACCUCUUGAAUUCCUGGGGACACACUUCUUCCCUGUCCGUUGCAAUGGACUUGUGAAAGCUUCCAGGGGAUUUAGCCUACAGAUCAACUCCAGCAAAUGCAAAAGGAUUUAUGUUCGAGGGUUCAUUGCAGCAUGUUUGUAA